This is a messenger RNA of Dunckerocampus dactyliophorus (ringed pipefish), 1038 nucleotides long. It is a transcript of the gene mtres1, whose product is annotated as mitochondrial transcription rescue factor 1. The record is from RefSeq and is a predicted model, not a curated record. The coding region runs from base 125 to 853 and encodes 242 amino acids. NCBI's taxonomy places the organism in Eukaryota, Metazoa, Chordata, Actinopteri, Syngnathiformes, Syngnathidae. The transcript is spliced from 4 exons.
ACGUUUAACUGUUAGAAGUUAUCGGGACAGAUAGCCUCCUAAACUAUAGGGGGCAGCAGAAGAAGUGACAGCUGGUGUUAUAACACGAAUAGCAGUCAGAGACGACGAAUGACUGCAGUAGGAUAUGAGAGGCUGUGUCAUUGUCACUGUGCGGAGCUCCAGCAUGCACAAUUUGGUGGUCCAGGCCCUCGCCAUGAGGCAGCUAGGAAGGCUGAACCCGCGCCACCUUCUGGCUGCUGGUUAUGGACCUGCACAGGCUGAAUGGUGUCCUAGAAGCAUUCAUACACGCCAGCUAUGGGGCUGCUCCACUUAUUCCGCAUUGGGCUGCACAAGGCCGGCUCUCUGUAGCAGGGAUGCUGUCAGAAGGUGGUCUGUCCAUCAGCUGAGGUUCAAAAGCAACAAAAAGAAAGGUGCCGCUAAGCCAAUACAUGAAGAGGAGGAGGAGGAGGAGGAGGAGAAGGACCCUGACAGCAGUGAUUAUGACGAUGAACUGGAUGAGGAUCCAAAUGUACGAAAGGACUAUAAAGACAUUGAGAAAUAUGUCCGGUCCUUCCGCUAUGAUGUCAUUUUGCAAGUUGGCCUGGACAUGGCACGCAAUAAAAUCGAAGACAGCUUCUACAGCAACAAUCUCAGAUUAAACGGACAAAAGCUCAUCAAGAAAAGUAAAACAGUGAGAGUUGGGGACACAUUGGACCUGCUGUUGUCAGAGAACCAAGAUGCCAAGACUGUUACUCUAAGAAGAGUCAUCCUCAAAAAGGUUCUGGGUGAAUCCAACAAUGGCGAAAAAUACAAAGUUUCCUUAAGGCGCUGGAAGUUCAUAGAGUUACCUCAGGAUGAGGCCUUUAAGCCUUGAAGUCCAGUAGGAGUGUUUGGAUUGUAAUACUUUCAACCAGUGACUGCAGCAAUACAGCGACAUUGUAUGGCAUCCUCAAAGAAGUGUCUACAGAGACCAACUGUUGUGAUUGUACACAUUGAAUAUGGUAAUGAGAUAUAUAAUUUUCCUGCUAUCCAUUAAAGGUAUGCUUGGAUAUUCUCAAA